Dracunculus medinensis (Guinea worm) is the source of this 219-nucleotide messenger RNA. The record is from the annotation of a GenBank genome assembly. NCBI's taxonomy places the organism in Eukaryota, Metazoa, Nematoda, Chromadorea, Rhabditida, Dracunculidae.
AUGGAUACGAUACGAGACGGUGCUCUUUUGAAAUUUGAAGGUGUUACGGAUGAUCUGGAAAGGAAUCACCGGACUUCAGGUGUAAAAUGGAUGAGAUUCGGAAAACGGUCACCAAGCGUAAAAUGGAUGCGUUUCGGUAAACGCGCACCAAAUGUCAAAUGGAUGCGAUUCGGUCGAAGUGACUUGGCGAUGGAUAAUCAAGAAGGCAAUGAUUCAUGA